AGUCCAAAUCUAUCAUCUAAUUUCUCUCUCAGCAUUUAACGCGGCUAUCAGUUUUGGCUUUUCGGCUUUGGCACUCUUUCUGUCCCCACCCCCCCACCCCGCCCUAUGAAACAUCUGCGUCUUCUUUACACUGCCCAAAGAGUGUGAUCACCACCUUCUAUUUUCAUUAUUAAGCUGCUGAAGAUCAAUGAGCAACCAGAUUCUGUGCUAGAGGAUGAGUGCGUAAUGAAGGAUCAAUUGAGGAAACGGAUCUGAAGCUGGAGAUGAGAAGAGAUGAUACUUUUUGUAUGGAAGAAGAAGCGGAAACUGAAGUUUUGUAUUGAUUAGAUGAUGAAGUUGUACAUAUCGGCGACAGGAAUUAAAAAACUGACAAUAUCGAGUUCCGCCGCCGUCACGAGCGGCGGAGGUGGUUUAAGAUUGCCGGUUGGCAUGAAAGGGAAGGGAUCAUCGCCGGGGAUUCGCCGGAUAUCUUACCGGACGUUAUUAUUGCCGGCUAUUUUGGUUCUCGGUUUACUUUUAUCGUUACUCUUUUUCAGAAUUACCUUUAUCAUGCUCGAAUCAGCCGUUUUUUGCUCUUCCUCUAUCGGUUGUUUGGGAUGGAGGAUUUUCGGCGGGAGUGACUCGGCUGUGCUCAGAGAAGAGUUGAUGCUGGCAUUGCUGGAGGCAACAAGUGAUGGUGAGAAUGGAAAAGGAGGGAUAGAGAGUUCAACUUCAUUACCAUCCUCAUUCAAUGAUCUUGUGAAGGACAUGACCUCUAGUGGACAAGACAUGAAAGCUUUCGCUUUCAAAACUAAAGCUAUGAUAGUGAAGAUGGAGCAAUUGGUAGAGUCAGCUAGACAACGCGAGUCUAUUUUCUGGCAUUUAGCUUCUCACGGUGUACCAAAGGGCAUACAUUGCCUAUCUCUCAAGUUAGCUGAAGAAUAUGCUGAAAAUGCUGCCGCACGUUCUCGCUUGCCUCCCCCUCAAUAUGUUUCACGCCUCACUGACCCUUCCUUCCAUCACGUAGUUCUUUUAACAGACAACGUACUUGCUGCGUCUGUUGUAGUUUCCUCAACCAUCAAAAGCUCAAGUAUCCCAGAAAGAUUGGUAUUUCAUAUAGUUACUGAUAAGAAGACAUACACUGCAAUGCAUGCAUGGUUUGCCGUGAACUCAGUUAAUUCGGCUGUCCUGGAAGUAAGAGGAUUGCAUCAGUAUGAUUGGUCUCAUAAGGUGAAUAUCGGGAUUAAGGAGAUGAUAGAGAUCCAUCGAUUGAUCUGUGGCCACAAAUUUGACCUCAUGAAGAGGGAAACUUUGGCAAAUGAGUAUGAAAAUGAAAAGGAUUUGCAGUAUCUACGGCCUAGCUGUGCAUCCCUUUUGAAUCAUCUGCGCAUCUAUAUCCCCGAGCUCUUUCCAGAUCUGAACAAGAUUAUAUUUUUGGACGAUGAUACUGUGGUACAGCAUGAUUUAUCAUCUCUAUGGGAACUGGAUCUCAAUGGGAAAGUUGUUGGUGCAGCUUUUGACUCGGGCUGUGGAGAUGGCUGUUGCCCUGGAAGAAAAUACAAGGAUUACUUCAAUUUUACGAGUCCUGUCAUAUCAUCUAACCUGGAUUAUGAUCGUUGUGGGUGGCUUUAUGGAAUGAAUGUCUUUGAUCUUCAAGCUUGGAGGAAGACUAACAUCACUGCGACUUACCAUCACUGGCUUAAGCUUAGCCUCAACUCUGGUUUUGAAUUGUGGAAUCCUGGAGCGCUUCCACCUUCCCUGAUAGCUUUUGAGGGUCAUGUGCAUCGGAUUGAUCCUUCAUGGCACAUUGCUGGUUUAGGUUAUCGAUCUAUUAUGAAUGUGGCAGAGUCUACACUGGAAGACGUAGCUGUUGUACAUUUCAGCGGACCAGCCAAGCCAUGGCUUGAGAUUGGGAGCCCUGAGAUACGAAGCUUAUGGAUUCGCCAUGUAAAUUUCUCAAACGAAUACAUUAGGAAAUGCGGAAUUGUGGGGUGAAUGGUUAAGGGACAUAGCCUCACUUUCAACGUGAAAUAUAUCGUAAUUUAGUCUUAAGAUAUAUUCUGAGUUGGAGGGAAGAAGGUACAGCCUUCAGUCUCCGAUCACACCACUGUAGUCCCUGUAUAGACUAAGCUAGCGUGCCAUACACUACACAGGCUAGAUGUUUGACAACUUUCGUGUAUUAGGUUGAUAGAUAUAAAGCUAUUGUAAAGUCUUUUUUCCACGUUCCCUUACCUAUAAUAAUAUCUUUCUAUUGAAGUCA
This is a messenger RNA of Nicotiana attenuata, 2239 nucleotides long. RefSeq names its product probable galacturonosyltransferase 15. The record is from RefSeq and is a predicted model, not a curated record. The transcript has 7 exons. Bases 328 to 1974 code for a protein of 548 amino acids. NCBI's taxonomy places the organism in Eukaryota, Viridiplantae, Streptophyta, Magnoliopsida, Solanales, Solanaceae. Gene Ontology annotation, molecular function: polygalacturonate 4-alpha-galacturonosyltransferase activity.